AUGACCUUCGAAGACUAUGUCCAGAUCCUUGCCCGCCCUUGCAAACCAAAAGUAAAACCUACAGUUGACUCAGUUCUUUCUGAUACCCAGUUGAAAAGCAACUGUGCCCCAGCUGCCUCUGCCACCGAUGACGAAGAUGAUGGCAUGGGCGACAUUGGCAAUAAUGAUGACCACGACAAAAACCCUAACGAAGGCAAUGACCAGGCUGAUGAAGACAAGGAAAAGGAAGGCGAGGAUGAGGAAAACAAGGAUAGAGAAAAUCAGGACUCCGGAUGUGCAAAGACUUCACCAGACAACUUAGAAAGUGACAACAAUGCCAAGGAUACCAAUGAAGAACCUGACGAUGAUGAGAAUAACGAGGACCGAGGAUGCACAAAGACUUUGCCAGUCAGGAGACUUUGGGCCCGAAAGGUCAAGAUGGUCAACUACAAUUUCGAUGACAGUUCUCCGACCUUUUCGUCGGACAGCAGCUACACCUCUUCCCAUGCAAAACGAGAACACCCCGCAAGAUCUAAUCAAGUUUCUGCCCAUGAGUCAGAUGCAGACGAAGACCUCAACCACGACAGUCCAUCUUCACCGCCUGCUAAGCGCAGGAAGACAUCUUCAGCAGUCAAUACUACCUCAGCCAACACCACUCGCUCGACAACCAUUGGCAACAAGCAUUCAGUUGACGACCACACUCCUGCUGGCAUAGUUAUUGGCCCUACACCAGACAACGAGCCCACUGAGAAUGAAGAAGAACUCCCAGGCAAUCUAAAUCCCCGUUUCUAUUGUGUAAAUGGUACUAACUCGAGAGUCUCAGCUAUUGUCGACUGGAAAGAACGUCAACGCACACAUUAUCAUGUGAUGGGCAAGGAUAACGAACAGUGGGACACAAUUCGAAAAUAUAGCAUCACUGGCGGCAAUAUUGAUCAAUCGCGUGCCAAGACCAUCUUGUCAAUGAGGGAGGACAUCGCAAGAAAGUUGUCUACUUAUUCUCACCUUGAAGGAGUCGAGGCCAUUGGUUGUAUAUUUGACACCACACAAGAUGAGGCUGCUCAACAGGUGUCAGGCUUCGUUGCAGGCUCCGACCUCAUAGUCAAGUUAAUUAAUGAGCAUCAACUGGACACUCGUGCUAUUUUAGAUUGGGUCGUGAUGGCAACAAAGAGGAUAUGGCCAAUCAUGGUACUUGAGAAAACCUAUAGCGAAGUUUGGCUAUCGACGCAAAGCAGUCCAGUGUACAAGUUCAUGAUCAAGAACUGGCGUGAUGACAUUACCCCCAUUGGUCCUAAAUUCAACCCUCAUAACCUCAGUUCACAGCAUCUCAAGCUGCUUGUCAUCCCUUUCAUCAAGUGCAAAGCACAUUCCUAUUACAAGGCGGAACUCCAGACCGAAGCUGAGAACUUGUUUGAGAUAGAGAAAAAGAAGUCAAAGGGCAAGCGCAGAGGCCAGGAGCACACUGUGGAGGAUGUCAUGAGUGAAUUAGAUGUUGAUGCACCUGAGAUCGAGUUCGCAGCUUGGCCAGAUGAAUGUCUCAAGCAGCUCAGUGACGAGGUACCAGAGAUGUUUGACAUCCCCUUGGUGACUAGUACCUUGGAUGUUGUGCUGCGCAAGCUGGCUGACUCAGCGAAAUUCAAGGCAUCUAUCCCUGAGGAUAUGUUGGUGGUUCAUGAAGCACAUUCACAUGGUCCCAUUCCCUCGACUGCAGAAAUGCUGCCGGGUGGUCAUGAAUCUUCCUCCCCCACUUUGAGCUCCCCAGCCUUACCCUCGAAUCAACAUCACACUACAACAGCCAUGCCAGUGCGUCACCGAGAGGGAAGUCAUCCUACUCAGCUGCCAGAUCUCUUAGAUCAUGAAUACCACCCUGUUCGGCCUACAACGAGAGGAGAACUCACCGGUGGUGGACCACGACAGGCUAACAUGCCAUUUAAGGUGAAGAACACUUUGCAGGUUGAACCUACAUUGGUGCGGCGCAUGGAGGAGCAUCCCACUCGUUCUCAUAAUGCCACAGACUUGGAAUACGAGCCCUACCCUCAUCAUGAGGACAGGAAUUUCAUUGCCUCAAACCGCCGUCAAGAAUAUUCGCUUUCACCUCCUGUGUACCCAGAGCGAGCUGAGUCCUCUCAUGCAAGACCGCGCGAGACAACUCCUUCUGCAGAUAAUGGGGACUAUUCUCACCCUCAACAUCAUUACUCAUGCCAUCAUAAUUGGGAUGAUGACCAAAGUCAGAGGUUUCAAGUCAUACGUCUGUCUGCUCUUGUUGAACCCUCUGUAAUAUUACAAUGCUAUGUGUUCACUGGACUAAUCCUGACAAGCGGGAAUACUAAGGGUGCUACGUAUAUGGUACUUAUUUGUUGGCUGGAGCUCAGCUUGGCAGCAUAUGAUGUGCAAAAAACCAAAUAUUUCAACACAUCAAAUUACAAAUUAGGCUGGAGUGUGAUAGUAAUUUUGGUCGGCGAGAAGGCCCAGAUGACACCAGAGAGAUAUCAUCUCAAAUUGAGAUUGGCGCCUACAUGUAUCUCUUCACCUCUCAUACCUCCAUUAGAAAGGAUGAUACCAGGACCUGAAGAGUAUCUUUGA
Messenger RNA from Suillus bovinus, 2559 nucleotides. RefSeq lists its product as uncharacterized. Bases 1 to 2559 code for a protein of 852 amino acids. The transcript has 20 exons. The record is from RefSeq and is a predicted model, not a curated record. NCBI's taxonomy places the organism in Eukaryota, Fungi, Basidiomycota, Agaricomycetes, Boletales, Suillaceae.